Molecule: messenger RNA, 1438 nt
Organism: Dalotia coriaria
Lineage: Eukaryota; Metazoa; Arthropoda; Insecta; Coleoptera; Staphylinidae
Gene: Phax
Product: phosphorylated adaptor for RNA export
Exons: 5
Coding region: 140-1306 (388 amino acids)
Biological process (GO): snRNA export from nucleus
Cellular component (GO): nucleus
Source: RefSeq, a predicted model, not a curated record
UUGGUAAUCUAGCUGUAGGCAACUUAAAUUGCGCACCGCUAACCUUAAAAGAAAGUGCAGAAAGUGUAAUUCAUUCGUAAAGUAGUAAUAAACAAUAUUUUAUUUAUUGUAAUAAGUUGUAAUUUUACGAUAAAUAAAUAUGGAGUUAGAUAACACAUUAGAAGAUGGAGAAUUAAGUAAUGAUUCAGAUGGUUACACUCCUCUAGAACGUCCAGCCACAUACUCUUCUCUAGCAAAACCAUUUGUUUCACUCAAGAAACCAGAGACUGAGAGUGAUGAAUCAAUUGCUUCAUCUUCUGAUGAUUCUGACUCAGAUUCACCAAGCUUCAGGGCAAAGAAACCCAGGGUUAAAGUUAAGAAAUCACUGCCUAAACCUUUAGGAUCCAAGAAAAAGAAGUAUGAUGUGUGGAGCAAUAGAGCACAAGAAGAUUCUCUGCUAGCAAUGACCUCCUGUGAUGUUUCACAAAAGGAUAGAUCUAGAGAUGUGGAGACUUAUGAUCACACUAUUGCCAGGAAGUAUUAUGCACAGUUGAAUAAUGAGGUUGAUGUUGAUGUUGCGCCGACAGAUGAUGCACGGGUGCGAAUUAACAAUAAACGCAGUCGCAAUGACCGAAAGGACGUUAAGUUAAGAUUGAUGAAUAGAAGACAAUCAAGGGAUUCAAGUGAAGAGAGAGUUAAAGGGCAGCCUAGGAUAUUAAUGGAGAUUGUUAAGGAGGAAAAAAGCAAUGAGGAAAUAGCAGUGGAGAUUGCUAACAAAUUGUGUGAAAAUAAAGAAGAUUUAAUUCAGAAAAUUGUGUCUGCAGUUGGUGCUGAUAAAGCUAUUCAAUUAUACAUGGACGUAAAACGUAUUGAAGCUGAUGGUGGAAUGUUAAUUAUGAAUCAAAGUAGAAGACGUACGCCUGGCGGAGUUUACCUGUUUCUAUUAAAACAUGACGACGAAUUGACCGCAGAACAACGCGGUAUUAUCUUCGAGGACGAGAGGAAGAAUUACAAAGAGUUCAUUAAAGCAAAGAAGAAAAAGAAGAGUGAACAAAUAAAGUUACAAAUAGCAUCAAGUAGAUCUAAGAAUUUACCAGAACUUUUAACGAAAGCCGAACUAGUCCAAAAACUAAGCGACAAACAAUGGACACCAAAGGAUAACGCUGAUGAUGUUGUCAAUCCGCCGCCAACCCCCGAAACAGACGGACAGGAAACAAUGGAAGAGGCAAUUCAUACUACUAGUGGCACCAGUAAUGCAAGUAAGGUAGACAAAUAUGAAAAUGAUUACUUAGAUUUAUCAGCUGGGAAUGACAUGGACAUGUUUUAAUGUUUUAAAUAGUUAUUAUAUUAUUAAUAACAAAAUCGAAAAUACUUUGUAAUAACUUAGGGUAAGUCCAUCAUCUGAAACAGUAAGAAAAUAUAAGUUUUCAUUAAAAUUUCAAUGGGUUAAACUCACAAA